AUGCUCACUAAGCCAGACAUCACAUCGUUGAUGCGUGAUGCUGACCCAAGUGAGGAGGCAUUGUAUGCAACAUCGAAUGAUCCACGUGCUGUUUUGAAUCGUGCUUCAUCGGAGCUUAAAGCUGCGUACUCGAAAACUAAUUCCAGGCGCAAAAAUGACCCAGCAGAUGUGGGACUCAUUUGUGCGGCCGUUGAUUCAGUCACAGAGAUUUAUCCGUUGCCAGGGAUCCGUGAAAAAACAGAACGGUUACGGGCCCGCUAUGAUUAUUUCCAGACCAGCAUAGCCAAGCAAGAAGAUCGUAUUGAACAUCAACGGCAGCAACUGACACGCAUGACACUGAGCUCCGGAGUAGUCACGGCUUCUAAUUUGGAAUCUCUCAACCAGCAACAACAGCAAAAGGCUGUAGAGUCACUCACUUCUGUGCAGGCUGCAGAAAAAAUUGAGCAAUUGCGUGCUGAGAUUGCUCAGCUCGAAGCCGACGAGGAAGAAAAUCUGGUGUAG
This is a messenger RNA of Magnusiomyces paraingens, 501 nucleotides long. RefSeq lists its product as uncharacterized. Gene Ontology annotation, biological process: attachment of spindle microtubules to kinetochore. Gene Ontology annotation, cellular component: spindle microtubule; DASH complex. The transcript has a single exon. The record is from RefSeq and is a predicted model, not a curated record. NCBI's taxonomy places the organism in Eukaryota, Fungi, Ascomycota, Dipodascomycetes, Dipodascales, Dipodascaceae. The coding region runs from base 1 to 501 and encodes 166 amino acids.